CAGCACCCAAAGCAGCAGCAGCAGCCACAGCAGCAGCGAUGCUUUGCCGGAUGCACCUCGCACCAUUCGCCUCCAGCUCCCUGGCCAGCCGGCUGGGCACAGUGAGGACCCUCUGGCCGCACGCAGAGACCAUCUUCACCGAGCUGCAGCAGGAGAUGGAGAAAGCUCGGGAGUUCAUGAGCAGCUUCGAGCAGCUCCUGAGCAACCACGGAGCCAUGGCCAUGGAGCACAGCCCGAGCACCAGCAUGACCCUGACCCAGGGCUCUGGGGACGGCUUCUCCGUCUGCCAGGACGUGAAGAACUUCACUCCCGAGGAGCUGUCGGUGAAGGUGGUGGGCAGGAAGGUGGUGCUGGUGGGGCAGAAGGAGACGCAGAAUGUCGAUGAGAAGGGCUCCUUCUCCUACAAGUACGAGGUGCUGAAGCGGGAGUGGGACGUGCCCGAGGAGGUGGACGCCGAAGCGCUGACCUGCUCCCUGUCCAAGGAUGGGCAGCUCCGCAUCGAGGCCCCCAAGCUGGCACUGCCGGCUGCUCCUGAGAGGAGUGUGCCCAUCCAGGUCAGCUCUGCUGCCCCACAGACCGGACCAGCUGCUCAGGAUGGAGCCACCAACAAAGCCCAGGUGUGAGAGGAUGGGACCCGAUGGCCACGGCAGGACCGGAGCAGACAGGAGCAAGUCUCGGGUUUAAGCCCAGACAAGCUUCAUCAGCAAUGAUGUCAAUUUUUUCACUAGACUGGAAUGAUUUUGUAUCCAAUAAAAAUCCUUUUGCAUUGAA
Onychostruthus taczanowskii (white-rumped snowfinch) is the source of this 771-nucleotide messenger RNA. RefSeq names its product heat shock protein 30C-like. Gene Ontology annotation, molecular function: protein folding chaperone. NCBI's taxonomy places the organism in Eukaryota, Metazoa, Chordata, Aves, Passeriformes, Passeridae. The transcript is spliced from 2 exons. The record is from RefSeq and is a predicted model, not a curated record. Gene Ontology annotation, biological process: protein refolding; response to heat. Bases 39 to 623 code for a protein of 194 amino acids.